GUGGGCGGGGAAGACGGAGAUUUCUUCGCCCUGCUCGCCCUUGGUGUUUUGCGAACACAUCGGGGCUCCCGGCUCUUGCAAGGUUCAUUCUUGUGCGGUGCCCAGAAGCAGGAACGGUCCACGAUGAACCGCUUGACACAGCACCUGCUGGAGCUGUUGAAGACGAUGGGCAGUGGUCGCGAUUUUGAUAGAGUUUUGGAAAAGAUGACUCUGGUCUCUGCUACCCCUGGGAAACUGAUUUGUGAAAUGAGAGUAGAAGACGACCAUGCCAAUAAGUACGGCACUCUGCAUGGUGGCAUGAUAGCCACCUUAGUGGAUAACGUAUCAACAUUGGCUCUGGUAUCCACAGAAAGGGGAGCACCAGGAGUCAGUGUCGAUAUGAACAUAACGUACAUGGCACCGGCUAAAAUAGGAGAAGAUAUAGUGAUAACAGCCCAUGUUCUGAAGGAAGGAAAAACACUUGCAUUUACCUCCGUGGAUGUGACGAAGAAGGCCACGGGAAAAUUAAUAGCACAAGGCAGACACACAAAACACCUGGGAAACCAGAACACCAUCGCCUAAAGAAAUCCAACAGCGAACACCAAGUGUAAAU
This is a messenger RNA of Puma concolor (puma), 592 nucleotides long. It is a transcript of the gene ACOT13, whose product is annotated as acyl-CoA thioesterase 13. Lineage: Eukaryota; Metazoa; Chordata; Mammalia; Carnivora; Felidae. The record is from RefSeq and is a predicted model, not a curated record. Gene Ontology annotation, molecular function: fatty acyl-CoA hydrolase activity.